Messenger RNA from Toxotes jaculatrix (banded archerfish), 4562 nucleotides. It is a transcript of the gene igfbp3, whose product is annotated as insulin-like growth factor binding protein 3. The record is from RefSeq and is a predicted model, not a curated record. The coding region runs from base 88 to 945 and encodes 285 amino acids. Gene Ontology annotation, cellular component: extracellular region. The transcript is spliced from 4 exons. Gene Ontology annotation, biological process: regulation of insulin-like growth factor receptor signaling pathway. Lineage: Eukaryota; Metazoa; Chordata; Actinopteri; Toxotidae. Gene Ontology annotation, molecular function: insulin-like growth factor II binding; fibronectin binding; insulin-like growth factor I binding.
UAGCCGGCUCGCUGUGUCACAGAGAGUCCCCUUAAGCCAACGUGACAACUCACAUACUGUCCCUUUGUGACCAGCUUAAUCGGCAGAAUGCCCGGUCUCUGUAUGCUUUGUCUCGCCGCCGCGCUGGCUGCGUUCGCUCGGCUGGUCGGCACCGUGGGGCCGGUGGUCCGAUGCGAGCCGUGCGACGCCGGGGCGCUCCUGCAGUGCAAACCCCUGCCGAAGGACUGCGCGGAGCAGGUGAGGGAGCCCGGCUGCGGCUGCUGCAUGACGUGCGCCCUCGGCGAGGGACAGGCGUGUGGAGUGUACACGGCACGCUGCGGCUCCGGCUUGACCUGCCAGCACCAACCGGGGGAGAGCCGACCCCUGCAAGCUCUGCUGGAGGGACGGGGAGUGUGCUCCAGUACCGCGUCCAAAAGACUCAACAACAUUCUCAUACCGCAAAAACAAGAGAAUGGUGGAAAUCAGGUAGAAGAAGGUUGUGCCAACGUGACCCAGACGAUGACGGUGUUGCCUGGCGUGGCGACUGUGAAGGGUGGACACAGUCGCGGGUCGAUGGACACCAGGCCUCCGCUGCACAACAAGCUGAUCCAGAAAAAUCAGAACAGAAAGACUCAGAGCUACAAGGUGGAAUCGGUGGCAGGAGGAGCCAAUAUGGACAUACACAACUUCUCCCUGGAGAGCAAGAGGGAGACUGAGUAUGGGCCGUGUCGGCGGGAGAUGGAGAGCAUCCUGAACAGUCUUAAAAUCAGCAACGUUCUCAACCCAAGAGGCUUCCGCAUACCCAACUGUGACAGAAAGGGCUUCUACAAGAAAAAACAGUGCCGUCCAUCCAAAGGCAGGAGGCGGGGAUACUGCUGGUGCGUGGACAAAUACGGGCAGCCUCUGCCCGGCCUGGAUGGCAGGGAGCGGGGCGAGACGCAGUGCUACAACCUGGAGAGCAAAUGAGAGGACGGAGGGACAACGAGUGGACGGAGAGUGGAAGACAGCAAAUAAGGGGUGGGGUGGAGAAGGGAGAGAGACAGAAAGAAAGAAAGAGCCCACUUUGCUCUUGCAUGUAGUUUUAUGUAAACCUUUGAAGGAGCUCUGGAACUUUGAUUUCAGGUCCCAUUUCUGUUGGAGAGGGAGGGAGAUAAAAAGGGGGAGGGGGGACGGGGCACAGCCUUGACCACUGGGUGAGCCUCCUGUCCAUCACAGCUAUCUGUCCUGUGCUUAGGGAACCUCUAUCCUUUCUUUUUAAAAGGAAAAAGAAAAGCUGAAAGCUUACAGAAGGGGAAGAAAGAGAGAAUCCUAUCAUCUGCACUAUUCUUUUAGAGGGAGAGGAAGGAGGGACUUUUCCACUCACUUUAAAGAGGACUUGUUUGUGACUGUGACCCCAAAAACCGCACCACCACCACCAUUUCUAUGUGUGUGUGUGUUUGUCUGUGAGUGUGUAACUGCGAGUCUGUGUAUGUGUAUGUGUGUCUUAAUGUGUGAGCACCUGCAUAACAUACGUAUGCACAGCUGCAUGUCUGUGCAACAUAGCGAGCGACCGGGUGCUUUCCCAAGAGUGUUUAUUUGUGUAAAUACUGUAUGUCACGAAGCUCAGUUUAGCAAUGUCAGACUGCCCACCACCGGCAGUGGAACAAUGCAGAAAAGAGAAAAAAAAAUUCCAUUUUGAAGUGAAGGAUUAUGGGGCGGCUUUGACGUUUUGUCCUGCAUGAUGGCCACCAAAGGCCCUCCUUGCUGCCUCCUUCCCCUUAUUAGGAUUGGUGGAAUGGAGGCAGUUCCAGUGCCUUAAUCAACGACCAAGCGUCCUCUCUCCUUCACCUUCUGUGGUCCUCGGCUGAAGGACUACCUCACUGAAAGUCCACCUUCCAAGUGUCAAAUGCUCGUCCGCCACAGGCUCUGAAAAAUUUGUAGUGACAGGAGCUGUAGUUGGUGUGGAUUCACAACAGCUUCAAGUGAUUUGAAGAUGACCCAGCAGAAACAGCAGGAAAAAAAACAACUUCCAUGCAAACUGAAACCUGCAGCAUAAUCCACCGCUUCACUGUUGAUCCGUGGAGAAGUGGAUUAAGAUGCAGAUUUGGCCAAAAUAUUAGCCUGGAUCCAGACCUCUGAACCAAUGCCCAUCUGGCACAUCUCUGAUUUUUUUUUUCUCCAACUGGUUCUAAUAGGUCUUGUGUUGUGCUCAUGAACGUCUGCUCUCCGGUUCAUGAGAACUUUGUAAACUGGAAUAACAAUGGAGACGUGAUCAUCCUGUGCCAGAGCCAGAAAAAAGGGCCACGAAAAUAGUGACUUUAAGUGUGGAGAGGUUUUAAGUGUUGAUUUACCAAACAAUUUACAGAAAUAACAGCUCUUCGUAACAGCAUAUAUCUUCAGUUAAUGUGAAAAGCCACCAGAGCUUCAAUGUCAACAAAAUGACUGAAGUGGUUAUUUAAAAAAUGACCCGAUUUCCCAAAAAUAAAAUAAUAAUGCACAACAUAAAAUGACAUAUCAAUCUGACAAGCACGAUCUAAAUACAUCUUAUUUAUUGUGACUAAUGUGUUUAGCUUUUUACAUUUGAAGUUAGUCAUAGACAGUGACAGUGGAGUGUUGGAUAAUGUCGUGGCAGUGUUUUGAGAAGUUUCCGUGGACACUUUGAUGCUUCUUUUGUGUCUCUCUGUUGCCGGUUGGAAUCCAAGCUAACUACAGCUCGAUGAAGCGACAAGCAUUUCUGAGCCACUGUUCAAGCUAACUGGAGACGAGUGUUUAAGGCUUAAAAGAAAAGAUUUUCGGUGAAGUAUUAUUUUGAGGUGCUCACGUGCUGCCCUACAGUUUUAGUCUUUGGUUAGAAUAGUCUGUCUUCUGUCUCUUUCCUGCCCCCUGCUGUUCCCGUCCACAUGCACGUCCCCGGUCCUGUCUGUCCAAGCAUACUAGAGCUCUUAACCCACUCCUCCCAUGUCCUCAUCCCUUGUCUGUCAUGGCGCACCGGUGCUGAGGUCCUACAAUCCAACAUGUCUUUAGCCCCCGAGUCCAAAACGUUGUCUUUGUCUGUGUCUCUGUGCCUAAUCCUGUCCCUGCCUCCAGCCCACUAACCUGAGCUGAUUCUCCCAGCUCCAGCACCCUUCUCACCUCUAGUCCUCUUCCUGUCAGUGGUGCAACCUGGUGUAGGCUUGUUUGAACGGGGUGAGCCCGGUGUGACUGUCUCACCCCGCCACAGGUGCCAGCUGCCCUUAUGCUUCAAGCACAAGCACUUAAAGCACUUUAGCUGCACCGCUACUCGUCAAUGCAUGCAGUUAAAGACAAUUGGACCUAUCUGCAUCUGCAUACCUUUCCUUAGAGGUAAUGUCAGAUGAAACUGUGUGAUACCGUAUGAAAACAAUAAUAACCUGAGAGGAAAAAAAGAAAGAAAGAAAAAAAAAGAAGCUACACCAGGACUUCUGACAGCAAACUUAGCGAACACCCCUCAGAAAUUUUCCAUUCAAUGCAACUAUUUUUCUUUUUUGUUGUUGUUGUUUUUGUUUCUUUGAAAAAUGCUUGUAUGAUCGUAUGCCAACAAAUCUCCACAAGGUGGACACAGCACCAAAUAUGCAUUCACACAAGUGGUAGGGGGUCUGAGGGAGGAGGCGUGGUCCUCCCCGAGGAGCUUCCUGCCCGAUGCUCUCCCACAUCCUGUGUAAAGACUUGAAAAGUGGAGAGAGCGCCGACAAAGAAUGCUUGCCCAGUAGCUUGGUAGCAUGAAAAUCGGCUGUACGCUUCCUUUAAUAGACAGCAGCAACUUACAACCAGCCUGUUGGUGCUAUAUCCCAUCUAUUCAAAGACUUGAUGUAAGGGGAGGAACAUACAUACAAAUAUGUUUAAGCUAUUCCCUCCCUGAUAUUUGUAAGUGUGUCUUUUUAUAUAUUAUUAUUAUUAUUAUUAUUUCCUGGCCAGCUAUGUGUCUGACUAGACAUCAUGUACAGUACUUAAAAAUAAAAAAUUAUUUAUCUAAGAAAGAAUUAUAAGCUGAUCCAAACUAGGUUUUCUUAUGAACAAUUCAGUGACUCACCGAUUGCACAGCAAAGUCUAUAUGAUUCAGUGUAUUUUGGGGAAUAUAAUCACUAAUGAAUGUUAUAUUUUUUAAUGAACCUUUUCCUUCUGUUGCUCAGCAGUGUCAUUUGUAAGCUCCGUGCCCGGCGAGCGAGUUUCCAGCCUCGGGCAGAAUCUGUGUCAGUCAGGCACUCAGGUCUCUGGUCAUCUUAGUUCACUGCUUCUCAAGGCCAGUGAACCUCUCACCUCUCACUAAGUCACUUCUCUCCAUGCACACCCAGCCAUCCCGCCUCAUCUGUUAGUGCAGAGCCAGGGUCACACUCCUGUAAGGUAACUUUUUUAUUUUAUUUUAUUGUUUUUGUUUAAUUUUUUAUUUUUCCCUGCUGGUCACAUUAAGAAUCUCUCUGUUCACGGGUAAAUGUGUUUUGUUUUUCAUUUCAAGUUGAUCCUUCAAAGAGUUGUUUUCAUUCAAGCUUUUCAUGAUACUAAACUAGAAAUCACACAGAGAAAGGAAAUGAUUUUGAUUCAAAAUAUAAUUUGUAUUUAAUGUCUUUUUUUUUUUAAAUAAAAAGUGA